Fusarium musae is the source of this 780-nucleotide messenger RNA. RefSeq lists its product as uncharacterized. The record is from RefSeq and is a predicted model, not a curated record. The transcript has 4 exons. The coding region runs from base 1 to 780 and encodes 259 amino acids. Lineage: Eukaryota; Fungi; Ascomycota; Sordariomycetes; Hypocreales; Nectriaceae.
AUGGGCUUUAGGACAACCUCGACGGAAAUCGAGCAAGAUCGGGCUCUGAGAAACGUCGGACAACAUCUACUAACCGGAGUAAGCUCCUGGAAGGCUCUGGGGAUGACAGACUCAUACUUAGUUGCUGUUACAACGGAGGCCAAGGCAUCAGAACGAUCGAUACGGGUCUACCUGGAUCAACUGCCCCGUCAGCUAGAAACUCGUGUCAACGAACGAAGGCCAAUCGUUUUGGACUAUCCCACGUCACAAAUCGAGCAUAUAGCCCUAAGAACAAAGAAUGAAGGUUAUAUUAUCGUUCGCGGCUCAUCGACCCUGUCGUCUAUGGGUAGCUCUAUGGAAAGACUGUUUACGGACAUGGUGUUUUUCCGAAGCGGAGCAGACGAAGCUAAAUCCGAAAUCAUUGUGGUUGCACAAGCUCAAAAAAUCUUUCAUUUGAAGUUCACAGGCACCAGCACAGCCGCCUCGAGCGUUGCAUAUCUCCCAGUUGCACGCUAUCGUAUUCUUAAGAUUGCGACAAAUGGACAAGUAAUGGUGGCUCUAGGAGCACAUUCGGACAGCAGCUACUUUGUUCUGCUAGAGGUAAAGCUCUUGAGUCCCACAGUUCGUCCGCAACUUCGGAAGAUCGCUGAGCUUAAAGAGGUCUCGACAUCCUGCCAGCCUAAGCUGAGUGUAAUUGGAGAAUGGAAUGAGCCAAUCGCCUUGAUCACGACCGCGACACCUGAUGGACAAUAUCGUGUGUAUCACAAGAAUCUGAUUACUCUAGCCAAUCAUAAUACUUAA